CUCGGUUUUGUUAGCAAUUGUCUCGAAAACAACAUUGAAAUCCAAGUAAGUUCUGUUGCUCUUUCUGUGUCUUUUCAUGUCCUGUUUUAUGGCUUUGAUUUCUUAGUUCUUAUAUGUUAGAAUCUUAGCCAACGCUAAAAGGUAAUGUGAAAUAAGCUUGUUUUAUCAAGGAAACAACAGGGAAAAUUAGGUUCUUGUCUUAAAUCCUUGUUACACAAAAAAGAUUAUAGCUUUAAUUAUAAGUAUAAAUGAUUAUUUGAUUCUUAGGGUUUGGUUUUGAUGGAUGCAAAUUUAGAACCUAUACCUAUUACUUCACAAAAACAUGAUCCAGCAUGGAAGCAUUGUCAAAUGUUCAAGAAUGGAGAGAGAGUACAACUAAAGUGUAUUUAUUGUAGCAAAAUUUUUAAGGGAGGAGGAAUUCAUAGGAUUAAAGAACAUUUAGCCGGUCAAAAGGGCAAUGCGUCAACUUGUUUACGAGUUCCUCCUGAUGUUAGGCUUAUGAUGCAACAAAGUUUGGAUGGAGUUGUUGUUAAGAAGAGGAAGAAGCAAAAGAUUGUGGAAGAGAUCACGGAUUUAAACCCUGUAGUUGUCAAUGAGAUAGAGGGUUUUGGUAACAAUCAUAUUGAAGCUAAUAAUGGGAUGGAUUUGAUUGGAGUUUCGAAUGUGAUAGAGCCUAGUUCAAGUUUGUUAGUUGUUCAAGAAGAAAGAACGAUUAGUAAAGGUGGGGAGAGGAAGAAGAGGGGAAGAAGUAAAGGUUCAGUUGCAAAUGAAAGUGCUGCUGGUACUAUGAAUAAUAGAUUGGCAUCAGGUGCUAAAAGAUCGAAAGAACAUGCCCAUAUGGCUAUAGGGAGGUUUUUAUAUGAUAUUGGGGCACCUCUAGAUGCUGUGAACUCAGUUUAUUUUCUACCAAUGGUUAAUGCAAUUGCUUCAGGAGGAUCUGAGGACGGGAUGCCUUCAUAUCAUGAUCUUCGUGGUUGGAUAUUGAAGAAUUCGGUUGAAGAAGUGAAGACAGACAUGGACAAGUACAUGGCAACUUGGGCAAGGACUGGUUGUUCAAUUUUGGUUGAUCAGUGGACCACAUCAAUUGGCAGAACUCUAUUGAGCUUUUUGGUUUAUUGUCCUGAAGGAGUGGUAUUCUUGAAAUCUGUUGAUGCAUCUGAUAUUAUAAAUUCAUCUGAUGCUCUUUAUGAAUUGCUUAAACAAGUUGUGGAAGAAGUUGGAUUUAGACAUGUUUUGCAGGUGAUAACUAGAAUGGAAGAUCAAUAUAUUGUUUCAGGGAAAAGGUUAUCCAAUACUUUUCCUACUCUAUAUUGGGCUCCUUGUGCUGCUCAUUGUGUAGAUUUGAUACUUGAAGAUUUUUCAAAACUUGAAUGGAUAAAUACAGUAAUCGAACAAGCUAGGUCUAUUACAAGAUUUGUAUACAAUCACAGUGUGGUAUUGAAUAUGAUGCGAAGGUAUACUCGUGGCAAUGAUAUUGUCGAACCAGGACUCACCAGUUCUGCUGCAAACUUUGCAACAUUGAAAAGAAUGGUUGAACUUAAGCAUGCUUUGGAGGUAAUGGUUUUUUCACAGGAGUGGGUGGAUUGUCCAUAUUCGAAGAAACCAGGGGGAUUAGAGAUGUUAGAUUUGGUAAGUAAUCAAUCAUUUUGGUCGUCUUGUGAUCUGAUAGCCCAUUUAACAUAUCCUUUCUUGAGACUUUUGAUAAUAGUUAGUUGCCAUAAGAGGCCUGCUAUGGGGUAUGUGUAUGUGGGCAUGUAUCGAGCAAAAGAAGCCAUUAAGAAGAAACUUAUAAAGAGGGAGGAUUAUAUGGUCUACUGGAAUAUUAUAGAUCGUUGGUGGGAAAAACAAAGCAACCUCCCUCUUCAUGCUGCUGGUUUCUUCCUUAAUCCUAAGUUCUUUUAUAGCAUUGAAGGAGAUAUCCACAAUGACAUUCUGUCCGGGAUGAUUGAUUGCAUAGAAAGACUGGUUCCCGAUGCUGACAUUCAAGAUAAAAUUACCAAAGAGAUACAUUCUUACAAAAGUGCAGCUGGAGAUUUUGGAAGGAAGAUGGCAGUAAGAGCUAGAGACACACUGCUUCCUGCUGAAUGGUGGUCAACGUAUGGAGGAAGUUGCCCAAAUUUGGUGCGGUUAGCUAUUCGAAUUCUCAGUCAAACCUGUAGUUCAAUUGUGUAUAAGCAAAAUCAGAUUCCUGUUGAACAAAUACAUGAUACAAGGAAUUGUUUGGAGCGUCAAAGACUCAGUGACCUUGUGUUUGUUCAGUAUAAUUUGCAAUUGAAACAAAUGACUGGUGUUAAGAACAAAGAACAAGAUUCUAUUGACCCCAUUUCAGUUGACAGUAUUAGUACUUUGGAGAACUGGAUCAGGGAGAAAGAUUCCAGCUCAGAAGACUAUGCAAACUUGGAUUGGAUGGCACUUGAUCCACCUUCUUCUAAUACAAGGCUCCAUGAUGAAGUUGAAGAGUUGGGUUCAGGGUUUGAUGAUUAUGAGAUUUUUAAGAGAAUCAAAGACACUAAAGAGGAAAAUGUUGAAGACAAUAAAUAGAACGACUUUCAAGUAAACAUUUUAUUCGAAGUAUGCAAUUGGAUUACUGCUUGCCCACUAUAAUUCACUACGAGACGUUUUUAAUUAUCUGACUUUAUUAAACAUUAACAUUAGAGACAAUUAUAAGAUGUAAAUGGAUUAGGUUUCUUUAACAGUAGAGAUUAUCACUAUGAAGAUUAGGCUAGAUUAUGGUGAAAAAGAUUUGAUAAUGCCACAACUAUUGCUUGAUGAUUGCAGUGGAUUCAGUAUCUUAUUGAAGCCAUGAGGAGUCAAAAUAGUAGGUAGGUAGGUUUGAUGUUUGAGAAAAGUGCAUUGUAGACCAUAGAUAGAUAGAAAAGGCUGUAUAUUAAGUAUGCUAUUGUACACUUCAUCUCAUAAAUAUUCAAAUAGAUUUAUUUUAAGCAUUUCGAAUCUAGAGAACAUUGAGCCUAUAUAUGCAAUGAGAUUAAUGAUUUUUGUCUUAA
Molecule: messenger RNA, 3005 nt
Organism: Jatropha curcas
Lineage: Eukaryota; Viridiplantae; Streptophyta; Magnoliopsida; Malpighiales; Euphorbiaceae
Molecular function (GO): DNA binding; protein dimerization activity
Source: RefSeq, a predicted model, not a curated record